AAAAACAUUGCAUUUUUUUUGCUGAAAAUGAAGCCCACAAAUAAUUCGACGCUGGAAAUCAUCUCGCCCAAGGUGCGGGUGGACGAUGACUUCAUUGAGACGGACUACGAAUAUCAGACAUCGCAUGUGAAGCGUACCGCCGGCGGACAGCUGCAGGUGCACCCUCAGACGACUGCCCUAAAGAUUCGCACGGGUCGCCAGGUGCCCAAGCUGGGAGUCAUGCUGGUGGGCUGGGGUGGCAACAACGGAUCCACCCUCACUGCCGCCCUUGAGGCCAACCGCCGCCAGCUGAAGUGGCGCAAGCGCACGGGCGUGCAGCAGGCCAACUGGUACGGUUCGAUCACGCAGGCCUCGACCGUGUUCAUUGGCUCGGACGAGACGGGCAGCGAUGUGUUUGCGCCCAUGAAGGAGCUCCUGCCCAUGGUGGAGCCGAACGACAUUGUUGUUGAUGGCUGGGACAUUAGCAAUCUGCACCUGGCGGAUGCCAUGGUGCGUGCCGAGGUCCUCGAUGUGGCCCUGCAGGACCAGCUGUACGAGCAGAUGGCCAAACUUAAGCCCCGUCCAUCGAUCUACGAUCCGGACUUCAUUGCGGCCAACCAGUCGGAUCGGGCCAACAACCUCAUCAAGGGCACUAGACAGGAGCAGUACGAGCAGAUCCGUCGCGACAUCCGCGACUUUAAGCAGCGCAGCGGCGUCGACUCCGUGAUUGUCCUCUGGACGGCCAAUACCGAGCGGUUCUCUGAGGUGCAGCCAGGUCUGAACACCACCAGCCAGGAGCUGCUUGCCUCUCUCAAGGCCAACCAUUCGGAGGUCUCGCCGUCUACCAUCUUUGCCAUGGCCAGCGUAGCCGAGGGUUGCACCUACAUCAACGGCUCGCCGCAAAACACCUUUGUGCCGGGUCUCAUCCAGCUGGCCGAGGAGAAGAACGUAUUCAUUGCCGGCGACGAUUUCAAGUCCGGCCAGACCAAGAUCAAGAGUGUGCUGGUCGACUUCCUGGUGGGUGCCGGCAUCAAGCCAGUUUCCAUUGCCAGCUACAAUCACCUUGGCAACAACGACGGCAAGAACUUGUCUGCUCCCCAGCAGUUCCGCUCCAAGGAGAUAUCCAAGAGCAAUGUGGUGGACGAUAUGGUGGCCUCCAAUAGGCUGCUCUACGGCGCCAACGAGCAUCCCGACCAUGUGGUUGUCAUCAAAUACCUGCCCUAUGUGGGUGACAGCAAGCGGGCCAUGGACGAGUACACCUCCGAGAUCAUGAUGGGUGGCCACAACACUCUGGUAAUCCACAACACCUGCGAGGACUCGCUCCUGGCCACACCCCUCAUUUUGGAUCUGGUUAUUUUGGGCGAGCUGAGUACACGUAUCCAGCUGCGCAGUGCGGAGAAGGAGUCUGCUUCCUGGGUGCCAUUCAAGCCGGUCCUUUCGCUGCUGAGCUAUCUGUGCAAGGCCCCGCUUGUUCCCCAGGGAUCACAAGUGGUCAACUCGCUGUUCCGCCAGCGUGCUGCCAUUGAAAACAUCCUGCGCGGCUGCAUCGGACUCCCGCCAAUUUCCCACAUGACUCUGGAACAGCGCUUCGACUUUGCCACCAUCACGAAUGAGCCGCCCGUGAAGCGGGCCAAGCUACUGGGUCAGCCCUGUGCCGUGGAGUCCUCCACCAACGGAGGUAAGCUGCAUGCCAAUGGGCACAGCAAUGGCACCAAGUUGGCCGCCAACGGAAAUGGCCACUGAAGGGUCACAUCCUCCAUUGAAUCGAUUUGUGUGUUGAAAAGUAUAACCAUACAUAUAUGGUUUUUGAUGGAUGAAUUUGAACUUACUCUUAAGCUAUUAAUAUAUAUACUGUAAACGUUAAACAAAACGGGCUCCUCCGAAUAAAGCCUAAUAUUACUAAAAAUAAA
Drosophila pseudoobscura is the source of this 1889-nucleotide messenger RNA. RefSeq names its product Inositol-3-phosphate synthase (gene Inos). Bases 28 to 1722 code for a protein of 564 amino acids. Gene Ontology annotation, biological process: inositol biosynthetic process; phospholipid biosynthetic process. Lineage: Eukaryota; Metazoa; Arthropoda; Insecta; Diptera; Drosophilidae. Gene Ontology annotation, cellular component: cytoplasm. The transcript is spliced from 5 exons. Gene Ontology annotation, molecular function: inositol-3-phosphate synthase activity. The record is from RefSeq and is a predicted model, not a curated record.